AUGUCGAUGAUGCAAGAACAACGUCAAGCAGCGAUGGCAUCGAUUUUGACGCCACCCGCGCCAGCGACACUAUACAAUGAAACGUCGAUGCCGAAUAUGUGGAUGCAGCAAGCUGAAAUAACUCCCAGUGACAUCUAUCCCAAUAAUGGCUACAUGACAUUCCAAAAUGACACAGGAGUGCCGGUAGUGUCCACGGGAAGCCAAUAUGAUCACCAGUAUCACACAAACCUUCAGAGGAAUCGCCAUGAUGAGAGCAAUAUCGGUCAAACUGCACCCAUUUAUGAUCCAUACUACUCGGCAAGGACUACGUCAUUCAGCAACGAGUCAUCGUCAGUAUGCUCAUCUUCAUCCACUGCUGCUUCACCACAUUAUCACAGUGAGGUCGAGAACUACAGCCCACAUGCGAGCAGAUAUUAUGGCAAACUAGCGCCAAGAGAGGUGGACGAGACGAACAUGUAUUCGCGAUCCGUUUGCGGGUCAACUGGUGAUAAUGGUAUAACGGCGGCUAGCAAUCUCCCAAGCAUGCCGCGACGUCGUGGACGUCAGUCGAAGGACGAGCAACUGGCGGCUGCCAAUCGCCUACCACUAUCGGCUCGUGAAAUUUCCGAGAUGACCCUUGGGGAACUGCACAAAGUGCUGAAGAACGAGAGCCUUACUGAAUAUCAGAAGCAGCUGAUUCGCAAAAUUCGCCGAAGAGGGAAGAACAAGGUCGCUGCACGCACAUGCCGUGAACGUCGCGGUGAACGUCAGCGAUCGACUAAUGGAGCAGAAACGUCAUGGAAUGUUCCUGUGAGUGCUUGA
Messenger RNA from Cooperia oncophora, 801 nucleotides. NCBI's taxonomy places the organism in Eukaryota, Metazoa, Nematoda, Chromadorea, Rhabditida, Trichostrongylidae. The record is from the annotation of a GenBank genome assembly.